Messenger RNA from Vespula pensylvanica (western yellowjacket), 2150 nucleotides. RefSeq names its product ran GTPase-activating protein 1 (gene RanGAP). Gene Ontology annotation, biological process: activation of GTPase activity; signal transduction; nucleocytoplasmic transport. The record is from RefSeq and is a predicted model, not a curated record. Gene Ontology annotation, cellular component: cytosol; perinuclear region of cytoplasm; nucleus. NCBI's taxonomy places the organism in Eukaryota, Metazoa, Arthropoda, Insecta, Hymenoptera, Vespidae. Gene Ontology annotation, molecular function: GTPase activator activity; small GTPase binding. The transcript has 6 exons. The coding region runs from base 266 to 2059 and encodes 597 amino acids.
AUACAUUUCGUUCGAAAUUCUAUAAAUAUGAACAACGUGUUACAAAAGUGAUACCAAAUGUUUUUAGAUUUUUUUUAUUACAUAGAUAUACAUAAAAAAAAUUUUUGAAAAUUGUUUAUUUCUUAGUAAUAGAUACGUUGUCAUUAGUGGUAACCUUUGAUUCUUUCAAAAAUGUUUGUUCAAUUAUUGAUGCAGUGGUGUAACUGAAAAAGUAUAUCGUGAACGAAAAACGAAGUUUGGAUUGUUUUCAACAUUGAGAAAAAACAUGUCUUCGUUCAACUUAAGCGAAUUAAAAGAUGUUUUAAAGGAUAAUACUGAAAAAACUGGUGUUUCUUUUGCAGGAAAAUUUCUCAAACUUGAUUCUGAAAAAGAUGCAAUAGAAGUGGUUAAAGCGAUAGAAGAAUGUCCACAUUUAGAAUUCUUCAAUUUAGAAGGGAACACAUUAGGGCCUCUUGCGGCAAAAGCUAUAGCUGAAGCUUUAAAGAAAAAUGGAGCUGCUUUGAAAAGAGCUCUUUGGAAGGAUAUGUUUACUAGUCGUUCUAAAGAAGAAAUUCCUAAAGCGUUGGAAUACCUUGGCGCUUCUUUGUCUACGGCUGGUGCACAACUUACCGAGUUAGAGUUGAGUGAUAAUGCUUUUGGUCCAAUUGGUAUUAAAGGAUUAGCAGAUUUUUUAACUUCAAGUACAUGUUAUUCCCUUCGUGAAUUACAUUUAAAUAACAAUGGACUUGGUAUAUUUGGAGGUAAAAUGUUAGCUAAAGCUUUAUUGGACUGUUGUCAGAAUAGUUCACGUGAUGGAACACAAUUAGCAUUGAAAGUAUUUGAUGUUGGAAGAAAUCGAUUGGAAAAUGAAGGUGCCGAAGCUUUGGCAUCUGUUUUUAAAAAAUUAACUACUUUAGAGGAGGUUGCAAUGCCUCAAAAUAGUAUAACUCAUCCAGGGAUUAUAGCACUUGCUAAAGGUUUAUCUGCUAAUCCAAAAUUACGUGUCCUAAAUCUUAAUGAUAAUACAGUAGGACCUCAAGGAGCUCAAGCUCUUGCCAAUAUUUUACCAAACUUUCAUGCUCUUGAACAUCUUAAUCUUGGAGAUUGUUUGUUAAAAACAGAAGGUAGUUUAAUAUUAGCAGCAGCUUUGGGAAUUAAAGGGAAUCAUCCUUCCCUUAUGGAGUUAAACUUAAGUUUUAAUGAAAUCCAUACAAGGGCAGCUGCUCCAAUUGCUCAAGCAAUGGCUGAUAAAAAACAACUGACUAGUUUACAUUUAGAUGGCAAUUCAUUUGGAACAGAUGGUCGCGCUAUUUUGCGUAAAUGUCUUACAAAUUUCGAACGUAUUGAUUCGUUAGGUACAUUAAGUGAAGAUGAAAGUGAUGAAGAUGAAGAAGAAGGUGAGGAUGAGGAAGAGGAUGAGGAUGAAAACGAAGAUGAGGAUGAAGAUGAGGAGGAAGAUGAAGAUGAGGAUGAGGACGUGAAUGAAGAUUAUACAAAUGACAAUGGUGCUAUAAUAAUAAAAAAAAUUGAAAAGAAAGUAACUGUAACCGAUUUCUUAAAAUCUCCAACAGAAGAAAAAUUAUUAUUAUUGCAAUAUGAGAAUGCACAGCCUUUUGUUGAGUAUGUAAAGGAUUUAGUAAAAGAUAAUGAUACACAAUCAGAAUUCAAGUUCACUGAGGAAUUUAUAAAAAUGAUUAUGAAUGUUUCUGCUCUGUGUGGAAGUGGAUUUUUUGAUGUAAGAAUAAAAGCAGAAACUCUUACAGAUAUUCUAUAUGCAGAGCUUUUUGCAUUUGCUGUGAAAUAUAAUCAAAUUACAAUUUUGAACAAUUCUUUACUUGUAAACUUAGGUUUAAUAAAGAGUGAAGAUAAAACUACUGGAAAAAUUGAUUGGAAUUUAGAAGGUUGUUUUAAAGCAUUGGAGAAAAUCAGCCAAAAAGAGUACUUUUUGCAACAAACAAGGGAUACAUUAAAGCUGUUUUUAGAAAAACCAGUAAUAAUUAGCCACGCAAAAGUAAUAGAUCCUUUCCAAGAUGCAAAGGUUGCUCUCGGAUUUGUAUUAAAUUGUAUUCAAACAACAUAAUUAUUGUGGAAUAUACGUUUAAUGAAAAUUUCGUCAUAUAUUUGCCCAUAUUUACAAUGAGCUAGUUAAUAAAGUAGUUUAUACCCAGAAA